Messenger RNA from Monosiga brevicollis MX1, 1074 nucleotides. RefSeq lists its product as uncharacterized. The record is from RefSeq and is a predicted model, not a curated record. Gene Ontology annotation, molecular function: exo-alpha-sialidase activity. Gene Ontology annotation, cellular component: cytoplasm; membrane; intracellular membrane-bounded organelle. The coding region runs from base 1 to 1074 and encodes 357 amino acids. The transcript is spliced from 4 exons. Gene Ontology annotation, biological process: ganglioside catabolic process; oligosaccharide catabolic process. Lineage: Eukaryota; Choanoflagellata; Craspedida; Salpingoecidae.
AUGAAAUUGCUCGCGCUGGGCCUGGUUUUGGGCUGCCUGUCAGUGGCAGAUGCGGCGAUUCAGGUUGACCAAGUUGAUGUGUUCAUCGGCGGAACGCGGGGCCAUGCGUGUUAUCGUGUGCCAACUGCCGUAACGCUGCCCAACAAUACUGUCUUGAUGGCUGUCGAAAGCCGUCGCACAACCUGUGGCGAUCAAGCCCCCAAGGAUAUUGAACUCGUGCGAAGCCAAGAUGGGGGCUUCACGUGGUCCGAGCCAGUCAUGCUCGUGGGCAGUCUGACUGGGAAUACGACCUACCGCAACCCUUACUUGACGGUGGUUCCGGGCUCCAGCACCACCGCUACACCUGACCUCGUGUUGCUUCAGUUUGUCAAUUCUACUCUGGAUGAACCUUGGACCACCUUUCAAAUGGAAUCACGCGACGCUGGCCUCACCUGGUCUUCCGCUCAACCAGUCAAUUUGAGUGCGUGGAAUGGAACUUUGGCCGGGCCAGGCUUGGGCAUCACCCUUGCGCACACGCACCCAGGCCGCAUUAUCAUGUGCGGUGCUUCGGGUUACCACGCGGGCCACUCUGCCAACGGUGUCGUCUGGUUCUCGGAUGAUCAAGGGGCAUCCUACGUUGUCAGUGCCGUGUUUCCCGAGAUGCAAGAGUGUCAAGUGGCCGAAUUGGCCGAUGGCACUUUGCUGAUCAACUUUCGCAACAGCCACCUAAAUUCAAGCUGCGACUGCCGCGCGCAGAGCGUGAGCCAUGACGGCGGCCUGACCUGGGGCCCUUUGACGUACAUCCCUGACCUUAUCGAGCCUGUUUGUUCCGCGGGCUUGGUGGCCGCUAAUGACACGCUAUACUUUACCAACCCAAACAGCCGUGACCAGCGCAUUAACAUGUCCGUUCAGUCCUCCAUGGAUGGCGGCAACACCUGGUCCCACGAGGUCACCCUCUGGCCCGGCCCCUCAGGUUACAGCGUGGCGACCAACCACCCUAAUAGCAAAUGCACGCUUGGUGUGGCCUAUGAGCGAGGUGAGCAAAGCUAUGCGGAGCGCAUCACCUUUGCCCACAUCAACCUCUGCUACGAGUGA